Messenger RNA from Syngnathoides biaculeatus (alligator pipefish), 2962 nucleotides. RefSeq names its product cytochrome b-c1 complex subunit 10-like. Lineage: Eukaryota; Metazoa; Chordata; Actinopteri; Syngnathiformes; Syngnathidae. Gene Ontology annotation, biological process: mitochondrial electron transport, ubiquinol to cytochrome c. The record is from RefSeq and is a predicted model, not a curated record. Gene Ontology annotation, cellular component: mitochondrial inner membrane. Bases 144 to 326 code for a protein of 60 amino acids. The transcript is spliced from 3 exons.
ACGCCGACCUUUCCAAUACGGCCGCCGCGUUGGCACAUCGCUGAGCUGGGUUGCUACAGCAUCCUUUUGUCGCUAGUAUUCAAAUCUACGCAGUACUGUAAACACUUGUGUGGCGUAAAUAAAGUCCAGAAGGGAAGGUCAGCAUGGUCCAAAAACUACUCAAUAAAUUCGUCGGUGCCAAGUACGUCACGAUAUUACGGACGUGGGUCCCGAAUAUGGUGGCGUGGGGUACGGUGGGCGGCGUGGCGCUGGUUCACUUCACAGACUGGCGGGUCGUCCUCGACUACGUGCCGUACAUUAGGGGCAAGUUCCGUAAGGACGACUGAAGACUUUUUCGAUUCAGCUCCGCUUAUCCUCACAAGGGUCGCGGGGAGUGCUGGAGCCUAUCCUACCGAUCAACGGGCAGGAGGCGGGGUACAUCCUGAAUUGCCGGCCAGUCACAGGGCACAUACAGACGGACAACAGUCACACUCCAAUUAGUGCAUGUUUUUUGGGAUGUGGGAGGAAACCGGAGUGCCCAGAGAAAACCCACACAGGCACGGGGAGAACAUGCAAACUCCGCACUGGCGGGGUUGGGAUUUGAACCCCGGUCCUCAGAACUGUGAGGACAACUCCUCAAGACGACCGCUGAAGGAUUGCGUUCUCUCCGUUGCCUGUUGUGGUUUUUCCAUCAUUGUCGUGUGUUCAUAUGAUAUGUUAGCUGCCUGCUCCUCCUGUGGUAGCAGAAAUAAGAAAACAUCGGUUAUUUCCCAACGGUUUUGACGUGAAUGCUUUGUUGUCGUGCGCACGCACGAAUCCCCACCCAUCCCCUCAACGUCCGUGCUUCCCUGCAAUAAACCGAAUUUUAGAUAACUGAAUUUCACUCUCCCACUCGCUCGAACGCACACAUACAGAAGGUAGCUCAAUACACACACUCCUUAAUUGGAUCAUCGUAAUGUUAUCAGUAUUUGUGUUGUAGACAACAAUUUAUUACAGAGACGGAUCGCUGCUUCAGAGUCCCCAGUUUUAAAUUGUCGGCUAGAAAAAGGCCGCUUCCAAUAUGCGCAAAAACGUCAAAUAACAGUGCUUAAAAUUUCCGAUAUUCGGCUUGUCGGGUAUUCUCUUGGUUUUAUGUUUAGUUUGACAGUGAACCUUAACUUUUGAGUGGUAUUCAAGGGAAAUUCCGGUGGUUUGGAUGAACAAUCUAAUAGGUCAUGUCAUAUGUACUGUACCUUGACAAUGUGAUGUUAAUCCUCUCUUUUAAUGUUUAUUUUUUUUCGAGAUUUUUAAUCAGCAACUACAAAUUUUCAUGGGUGCCGCCAUUUGGCGAGUCACAUGACCUACGUGCGCAGAUGUGACGUAAUAGCCACGGCAACAAAGGCUCGCUUACUUUGGGAAACAAUUGAGCCCAGCGCUGAUUUCUCAGAUUUAUCCUCAUCUGAUGAAGAAAUAGCAGUAUCGGUUGAUCGGGAAGACGGAGGAAUACUUCCGUAUAGAUUUGAACCUGUGGUUGUAAAUAAUGUUGAAUAUUCCGAGGGUUCUUCGGACAGAAUGACGCGGAGUCUGAUGAGCGAGCUCCGGCAAGUGGCUGCGAGCAUGUGGCCACAAGUGAGCUCCGGCGAGUGGCCACGCGCGAGCUCUGGUUAGUGGCUAUGAGCAAGCUCCCGUGAGUGGCCGCGAGUUAGCUCCGGCGAGGGAGUGAGUGGCCGCGACGAGGGAGCAAGUGAGCUCUGGCGAGCUAGUGAGUGGCCGCCGGCGGCUAGAGCUCGCUUGUCAGACUACGCGUCAUUCCGUCCGAAGAACCAUCCGAAUAUUCAACAUUAUUUACUCAUUCUUCCCGAUCAACCGAUACUGCUAUUUCUUCAUCAGAUGAGGAUAAAUCCGAGAAAUCAGCGCUGGCCACGAUUGACCCCUCCGUACAGGGCACUUAACCACGCCUCCUGAAGUGACGUCACGCCACGUGCGCUGACGUAAGACAAACAAUUCGUAAAAAUGGCAAAUACAAUACAAUACAUUCUUAACUGAGACAGACGCCAUGCUUCUGAUUUCAUUCAAUCAUUCACACGUAGCGAAGUUAUGCUAGCGAAGAACGUCUCAUUCAUUUAUACGAGAUGUGUAUUAAAAAUCUAAUUUAGCGCAUAUCUUCGUGCAGACACAGUCUGGUUAAGCUUCGGCCGCGAGCCGGCAAGAAAGCGACACGUUUGUGCAGUCCGAUCAUCGCUAAAUAUCGCUCAACAAAGAAUAAGUGUGUCAAUCGUUCACACGCAGCAGUGUUAUGCUAGCGGAGAACUUCGAAUUCAUUUAUACGAGACGUGUAUUGAAAAUCAAAUAUAAGGCAUACCUUCGUGCAAACAUGUGUUCCGGUUGAUAUUAGAUGGAUUCAGUUGAUGAUGCGGUCUUCCACAAAGUUUGAUCCAUCGAAGGCAUUUUACGUACUGGGUCUUCGGUUUUGGAAAGGGUACGAAUCGAACUCCACCAACUAGCCUUUCAGGAUACCUGUCGUCACUAUUACAAAGUCCGUGACUACACCUCUUAACCAUAUCUAUUGUUAAAUAACCCAAAUACGUGAUAAAACGCUAAAAAAAACUAUACUGUACCAUGCAAUGUUGUCUGAGAAAAUGGCGGGAGCAAAAACGGGCUUUGGUCUAUGCAGAUCUCUGGCCUCUGAUUGGUCAGUGACGCGGAUUGCGCAAUAUCCACGGAGAGGUCAAUUGUUUCCCAACGUAAGCGAGCCUUUGCUGCCAUGCCUAUUACGUCGAAUCUGCGCACGUAGGUCAUGUGACUCGCCAAAAUGGCGCCGCCCAUGAAAAUUCGUAGUUGCCGAUUUAAAUUCUUUUUUUUUUUUUUUUCUCAAAACACCAUUAAAUGGGAGAGGAUUAACCUCACAUUGUCAAGGUACAGUACAUAUAACAUGACCUAUUGGAUACAUUUUUAAUCCAAAACCACCGGAAUUUCCCUUUAAUACCACUCAAAGGUUAACGUU